Linnemannia hyalina is the source of this 2610-nucleotide messenger RNA. The record is from the annotation of a GenBank genome assembly. NCBI's taxonomy places the organism in Eukaryota, Fungi, Mortierellomycota, Mortierellomycetes, Mortierellales, Mortierellaceae.
AUGUCAGAUAACAGCAAUGAACAGACAUCGGCUGACGCCUCCGUCUCAACAUUCCUGUCCUCCCUCAUCCUAACCACCGCAGUAUCCGCAGUCCUCUUCCUCGCCUUUGCCAUCCUCCGCCCCCGCGUCCCACGAGUCUACGCCCCCAAAACCUACAUGGGUCCCGAGCGCGAACGACCUGAUGCCUCUUCCCGCGGCCUAAUGGGAUGGGUAUUUGAUGCUCGUCGAAUGAAUGAACGCAACUUUGUGGAACGGUGUGGGUUGGAUGCGUACAUGUUUUUGGAUUUCUUGAACAAGUCGUUCUUCCUGUUCAUGGGGUUCGCAAUCCUCGCGAUCCCCAUCUUGAUCCCUUUGAAUGCGUACCAGCAGCUAUCGCUUUAUGGGUUGAACCAGCUUACGAUUGGAAAUGUUGCGGAUCAGAAUCGCCUUUGGGGACAUCUCAUCCUCACCGUCUUGUUCUCUGUGGCGACACUGGCGAUGGGCAUCUUUGGCGUGAAGCAUUAUAUCACUAGGAGGCAGCACUACCUCCUCAAGCCACAUCACGCACAUUCCCUCAAGGCAACCACGAUCCUCGUCUGCGGAAUCCCCAUCGGCGACGAGACACUCCAGAGUCUCCACUCGAUCUUCAGUGUCUUCCCAGGCGGUGUCAAACGCAUCUGGCCAGCCUACUCUGCGGCAGAUCUGCAAAAGGAUGUGUUGAAACGAAUCACUCUCACAGAUAAGGUGGAGUUGGCCGUGUGUACGCUAAUCCGAUCAAAACUUAAGCAUCAAGCUGCAGGAGCCGCAGCUGCAGGAAGGAGACCAUCGGGAGCGUCGUCGACAGACAUGUUACACCAACAGCAAGCAGCGGCAGCAGGAGGAGAUACCUUCCCAGCAGAGAAGAGACCUCAGCAUCGCCCUGCCGUGUUCCCGAUGAGCCUGUUUGCAUCCUGCUGUGGCGCCAAGAAGGUCGAUUCGGUUUCGACAUACAGAAACGAACUUGCAGAACUCAACAAUUCGAUCGUGACGCGUCAACAGGCCGGGAUCGCAGCGAUGCAUGAGAACGAGGACGAGAAAAAGCUUGGCGCGGCGUUUAUCCAAUUCAAUAGCCAACUCGGCGCACACCUCGCCGCACAGGCUGUCAUCCAUCGCAAGACCUUGACCAUGCAGCCACGACACCUCGAGGUCCACCCCAAGGAUGUCAUCUGGGAGAAUCUGGGUCACAGCCUGAGCACGAGGAACAUCCGAAGGGCUAUUGCCGGCGUGUUGGUCUUCCUGUUAAUCGCACUGUGGACGAUCCCUGUGGCGUUUGUGGCGUCGAUCGCGCAGCUGGAUGCGAUUGUGGAGUUUGCGCCGUUUUUGAGUGGGGUCUACAACCUGCCCACGGUUGUGAUAGGUAUUAUUCAGGGUAUCUUGCCCCCUCUUGGUUUGGCUAUCCUCAUGAUGUUCCUUCCCAUCAUCCUCUACAAACUCGCGCAUCUAGGCGGGGAGGUUCUGAACUCGUGCAAGACCUUCUCCGUCGUCACAUCCUUCCACUGGUUCAACGUGGUACAUGUGCUCCUGGUGACAACACUGGCAAACGGCAUCUUUGCAUCAGUGCAACAGAUAAUAGACAACCCCAGCAACAUCAUGGGAAUGCUCGCAUCAUCCCUGCCCAAGGCCUCAACAUUCUUCCUCACCUUCGUCAUCCUCUCGCUCAUUGGGAUCCCAAUGAUGUUACUCCAGAUCGGACCAUUGAUCAUGUACAAGAUCAGCAAAUACCUUGGAAAGACUCCUCGAAAGGUCUAUGCGGCCGAGAGGACUGUAGGCUUUGUUGAUUGGGGGACUACUAUCCCCGUCCAUACUAUUAUCUUUUCUAUCGGCUUGAUAUACUCAACGAUCCAGCCGCUCAUUCUCCUCUUCGUGGUCAUUUACUUUGGUCUCUACUACCUGGCCUUCCGCUACCAAUUCCUCUACGUCUACCGGCAACCGUUCGACUCCGGCGGACUCAUCUACCCGCGCAUCAUCGACCAAAUCUACGUCGCCCUUAUCAUCUAUGAAAUCGUCAUGUUGGGUCUCUUUGUCCUCCAGAAGGCCGCCGGUCAAUCCGCGAUCAUGAUUGUGGUCCUCUUGGGGUCAAUUGCGGCGAUUGUGAUUUCGAGGAACAAUGUGUUCAAACCAUUGAUUCAGUACUUGCCGGUUGAGGCGUUUAAUGCCGGUGGGGAGUUGAUUAGUAGCAAGGGAGGACAUCAUCAAGGAGAUAAUCAUACGGGGGUUGGAGGGAGGGGUGAUAAGGAUGUUAUUGGAGAGGAUGGUUUUGGUGUGGAUGAUGAUCUUGAGAAGCAGGCGGCUGCUGCUGGGUACCGUGGUGUUGGAAGUACUGGUGGACCCAGUACUCUUGCCUUCAACCCUGCUCCGAACGAGAAUGGGGUGACGAACUCGAUGGCGUUCGUAAACCCAGGUCUGAGGACCCAACAGAAACCCGUCUGGCUCCCUCGAGACCCUGCGGGGUUCGUAGACCAGGAAGUGACAGAACUGAACGGAGCUAGUAUUGCCAACACGACCGAGUCGGCGACCAUGAAUGCGAAGGGAAAGAUUGCUGUUGAGGUAUCGCAGCUUGUUGCCGCACCUGGUGAUGAGUUCUGGGAGUAA